ACCACACAAGAAUUGUUUUUACAAUGAAAAAAUGUAUCGCUAACAAACGUGCCAAUUGAAAAUUGGAGUACAGUUAGUGCGGGCAAUUACAGUAAAUAUACCUCUAAUACCGGCGGACAUCUCUUAUCUUGUCUUUUAUAGUCAGCCCUUCUCAUACCCAUAUAUAAUGCUAGAUUUUCACUGUUAAUGGCAAAUUUAUAACUAAACAAAAAGUCUAAAUUUGUUCAUAUCUUGUACAAUUUUAAAACCCAAUUGAAUCUUGGAAACCCCACAUUCUGGAUCCUCUUUUUGUCAAAAUCGCUUACGAAUUGAGCCGAAUUCGGCUAUGGCAAGCAGUGGGAGCUCUAAUCUGAUUCCCGUGGAGGAUCGAGGAAAUGAGACGGAGAACAGCUUGGAGAAGAUAAAGAAGCAGCUUACUUCGGCUUCUGGAAGGACUUUGCUGCAGGGGCCUCUGCUGAAGCGAUCGGAAACUCUUCGGAAAUGGAAUGAGCGUUGGGUGACAUUGGAUCCGACCACUGGGAAAAUGGAGUACAGAGCUCGAAGAAAUGACUUGACACCCAAGGGGAUAAUCAUAUUUGAUGUGAACAGCACAAUUACUGUAUCUCCAAUUAAUUUCCAUGGUCUCCAGAAAUAUGAUGGUUGCUGCUUUUAUAUUGGCACUCCGCAGAAAAAGGAAUACUUCCUUUGUGCUGAAACUCCUGGGGCUACCAAGGCGUGGGCAGCAACAUUACGGGCAUCACAGUUGGUAUUGAAGGCUCAUAAGGAGGCUGUGAAUUCUUUGAGUGGAAAUGGGACGUCCAAAUUGGGAACAGUAGCAGCUGUUGUUGCUGCUGCUAAUUCAACUGCAAGAGAGUCUGCAAAAGAGAUAUCAGCAGCAAUGCAGAUUUCUAUGAAGGCAGCACUGGGUGCUGUCACAAAGCAACCAAACAAUGGUUAUAUGGAUGAUAUGACAGUAAUGAAGGAAACUCUCAAAGUGAAGGAUGAAGAGCUGCACCAAUUGGCACGAGAGCUUAGAUCAAGGGAUUCAACAAUAAAGGAAAUUGCUGACAAGCUAUCUGAGACUGCUGAUGCUGCAGAAUCUGCAGCGUCAGCGGCCCAUAUCAUGGACAAGGAGAGAAAGGUUGCAGUAGCAGAACUUCAACGCUUAUCCAGGGAGAUGGAUGAGAAACUGCAAGAAACCUCUUUGAAGAUUAAAGCAUAUGAUGAAAAAUUGACAGUAUUAACAAAAGACCGAGACAGCAUGAUGAAGCAAAGAGACUCUGCUUUACAAGAAGCACAUCUAUGGCGUAGUGAACUUGCAAAAGCCAGAGAGCGCGCUGUGAUAAUGGAAGCAGCUCUGGUGAGAGCAGAAGAGAGAGCAAGGUAUUGUUUUGCUGAUGCUGAAGCUAGAGUCAAGGAAGCAGUAGAAAAACAAUUGGCAGCGGAUCAUGCUAAGGAGGAAGUUCUGAAAGAGAUGUCAAGACUUCAGGCAGAUCUGAGAAGACACUCAAAUCAAAUGGGAUCUGUUGAAGUAACACAUCCAAAUGUGGACAUACAGAAGAUCACGGAUAUACCGGUAGAAUCACUCGUGCUUGCAGAUUGUAACAGUCCGAUGAAAAAGUCAACAAAUGGCCCACAGGAUAUCAUAGAUGGUUCACAUCCUAGUGAAACUGCAUUAAUUCCUACUGCUGGCAAAGCUAGUUAUGUGUUGAUGAAUGAAUUGAAAGUUCAACCAUCUGAUCCAAACACAAAGAUUUUUACUCCAGAAAAUGCUGCAAAUUCUGCAUUAAUUCCUAAUGCUGGUGAAGCUAGUUAUGUGGUGAUGAAUGAAAUGAAAGUUCAACCGUUUGAUCCAAACACACAGGUUUUUACUCCCCCAGAAUAUGCUGCAAAUUCCAGUGAAAUACAUUUCAUGACCAAGCUAGAAGAUGACCACCAUGAGGCUACAUGCCCACCUUCAGAAAUUGAUCCAAUUAAGACUCUUGGAAGUCCUGAUGGACUUAGUGGUCAGCUGAUCUCAACAGAUGAAACUUCUGCAGACAAGAUGCAAAAUUUAAGUUUAACUAAUAACAAUGGAGCGCCAGAUGACGCUUGAUCAAACUUCCUGUAUCAUUAAAAUCUAGUUCAUACUCUUUUGACAGGCAGGGCAUUUACUGUUUUUCCUUGUUUCGAAAGUAAAAUUUUGGUUUGGAUUCAGUUUGACCACUAAUAAACGCUAGAAUUUCAGAGGAACACUGCCAAACAUGCUCAAAUUAUUGUUAAAAAAUUUAAUGAAAUCAAUCACAUUCUUUAAAUCACAGUUAACAUUGGAAAUUAUGACAUUCCUAUAUUUUGAUUUAGGAUGCCUUCAUAAAAUAUAACAAUAUAAUACAGCCAACUAAUUUAUUCCUA
This is a messenger RNA of Cryptomeria japonica (Japanese cedar), 2370 nucleotides long. RefSeq lists its product as uncharacterized. NCBI's taxonomy places the organism in Eukaryota, Viridiplantae, Streptophyta, Pinopsida, Cupressales, Cupressaceae. The transcript has 10 exons. Gene Ontology annotation, cellular component: trans-Golgi network; early endosome; recycling endosome. Bases 326 to 2074 code for a protein of 582 amino acids. Gene Ontology annotation, biological process: retrograde transport, endosome to Golgi; endosome organization; receptor recycling. The record is from RefSeq and is a predicted model, not a curated record.